This is a messenger RNA of Drosophila suzukii, 595 nucleotides long. NCBI's taxonomy places the organism in Eukaryota, Metazoa, Arthropoda, Insecta, Diptera, Drosophilidae. The record is from RefSeq and is a predicted model, not a curated record.
UCUCUUUCUUUCCGGUUGUCAAAAGUGCAGUGCAUCCCGAACCGCUAAACAAUGGCCGACGUUGAUGUUGAUGUUCCCUCCGCUGCCCCCGUCCUCGAUGGCGCCAUGGACAUUAACACCGCCCUGCAGGAGGUCCUGAAGAAGUCCCUGAUCGCCGAUGGACUCGUCCACGGCAUCCACCAGGCCUGCAAGGCCCUGGACAAGCGUCAGGCUGUCCUGUGCAUCCUGGCCGAGUCCUUCGACGAGCCCAACUACAAGAAGCUGGUCACCGCUCUGUGCAACGAGCACCAGAUCCCCCUGAUCCGCGUGGACUCGCACAAGAAGCUGGGCGAAUGGUCCGGUCUGUGCAAGAUCGACAAGGAGGGCAAGCCCCGCAAGGUGUGCGGCUGCUCCGUGGUCGUGAUCAAGGAUUUCGGUGAGGAGACACCCGCUUUGGACGUGGUUAAGGACCAUCUCAGGCAGAACAGCUAAACUGCUGUCCCCUGUCUGCUGAAUGAGAGACUACGUGAAAGUUUUUUUUAAGCUAUUCGCUAAUUGAAAAUAAAACGUAAUGCACCUGAAUCCAGAUGAAAAUAAAAGAAAGUUGACCUUUUUA